Panicum hallii is the source of this 1624-nucleotide messenger RNA. RefSeq lists its product as uncharacterized. NCBI's taxonomy places the organism in Eukaryota, Viridiplantae, Streptophyta, Magnoliopsida, Poales, Poaceae. The record is from RefSeq and is a predicted model, not a curated record. Bases 300 to 1538 code for a protein of 412 amino acids. Gene Ontology annotation, molecular function: protein binding. The transcript has a single exon.
AGCGUGCCAAGGAAGAUCUAGAGCAGAGAAAGAGAGCCAUUAGAGAGCAGAUCUCCUAUAAUUUUUAGGGUGCCAUGAAUUCCUUUGUGUUUGUCGUGUCUUUCUUGACAAAAGAUCCAGCUAUUGGGGGUUAAGGUUAACCCCCUUGCUUUCUCUGUACAUAAACUCUCUCCUCCUAUAAAUGAAAGGCAGAGCUCCUGCCAGUUUGCCAAAGAAAAAAAAGAGGAUCUGUUCUCGCAAGAUCCGGGAGCAGGAACUAGGGUUCGUGCCCAAGAGUUUCUAGCUUGCCAUCGCUAGUGAUGCAGCCGACCAGAGCCAAGGCCGCCGCCAUGUCAUCAAGCUCAGGCACCGACGCUGAUGACGCCAGGAGCAGCAAGGUAAGCGGUGAGGCCGGCGGCUGCGGCCCUGUCGUUGAGCUCCCUUUCCAUCUCACCGAGAAGAUCAUCUACAGCAUCAGCCCGCUCGCGUCGGCGCGCCUCGCCACCGUCUGCAAGUCCUGGGCGGCCGCCGUCUCCGAGCGGCUCGCGAGGCCUGUCCCCCACCUGUUCGUGUACCUGCCGCCGGACAACAAGUCCGACCGCCGCGGGGUCGUCGUCUCCGUCCCGAUGGACUCCGGGGGUCCACCGGCAGAAGUGAUCCCGAACCGCGUGCGCUUGGCGGACACGAAUGGCCUCCGGUGCAUCGGCGCCAUGCCGAGUGGCUGCCUGGCCUUCGCCAAUUGGUGCUGGUGGGACACGGGCGUCCUCCUCGUCAACCCGAUCACCGGCGCACGGCGGAGACUCGACGUCGAAAGGCUAUGUCGGGACCCGGUUAUUGCCGCCGGCGGUGCUGCUGACUCCUUCAUCUCCAUUGGCACUGAUAAGCUCGUGCUCUGGUGGCGGGCUGGCGGCGGCGAGGAGUGGUCGAAGUGGACUGUGGCGGCGCCGGCGGCCGCGCAUCGGACCGACGGCAUCAUGUCAGUGGUCAAUUGUAACGGCCGUUUCUACAUAUUGGACAGGGACGGGCAGGUGUCCUUGAUCGACGCCACUGCGCCGCCGCCGCUUCUCAUAGAGAAGCUCCCGGUGGUGAGCCUGUGUGAGCAGUUCCCCACUCUCGCGACGGCGACGGCGACGGGCCACUUGCUCGAGUCCGACGGGGAGGUCCUCUUCGUCCGGCGAGUGCUCGCCUCCAUGGAACACCGCGGGGUCCUGUUCUGCACUCACGACAUCACUGAGAACCUCUCCAUCGUUGGCUUCGAGGUGUACCGGCUGGACGUGAAGGAGCGGCGCUGGACGGAGGUAAAGAAGCUGGCAGGCGACCGGGCGCUCUUCGUAAGCCCCGUGUCGUCGUUCUCGGUGCGCUCGUCGGAGACGGAGGGCUGCAGUAGAAACUGCAUCUACUUCGUCGACAAGAAGCGGUACUGCUCCUCGUGCCUCCGGGACGACGGCAACACCUGGGGCGUGUACUCCAUGGAAGACCGGGAGGUCUUGUUUAAGCACGCUGUCACCGCGCCGGGACCAUGCUCGUCGGCGACGUGGUUCUUACCUAGGGUAGUAUGAGAUACUCUGGGUUAUUUUGAUCCAUUUUCGUAGCCUAAGGUUUAGAAGGCGUGUAAACCAUGAAAAUAAUACUUUUUUAAUAUUCC